Molecule: messenger RNA, 3606 nt
Organism: Anopheles nili
Lineage: Eukaryota; Metazoa; Arthropoda; Insecta; Diptera; Culicidae
Product: protein rigor mortis
Exons: 10
Coding region: 1-3606 (1201 amino acids)
Molecular function (GO): protein binding
Source: RefSeq, a predicted model, not a curated record
AUGAAUGCGUUUACAGCUCCCAUCCCUCAUUCGUGGUUCACUCAGAACAGUAUUGUUGCUACCCCGGACAAUGGGUUAUUGUACUUCUCUUUACAUUGUAUUGUGUAUAUUCCACCGGUUGUGCCGAACUGUUUACCGAAUACUCGCAUCAUAAAUACUCCAGACGGCAUCAAAGCUUUUGCCUGUGCGCCGGAUUGGAGCGAAAAACGCCUGUUUGCUACUCUACACAAUAAACAGGUGUACGUAUGGGAUCUUGAUUUGGAGCAACCGAUCAAUGGUCAUCGUGGGCAUACGACAAAUAAUGCUAAACAAUCAAAAAAAGGGCCCAAUGUAGAAGUAUCGGCGGCGAUGUGCUUUUCAAAGCACGGAAAACUAAUAUCUUGUAAUGAUUCCGAUCUUAUCGUUUACUGUUUGCUAACAGACACCUAUAAAGUGUCACCGGAAUUUUUCCGCAAAAAAUCUGUCGUUGCUUUGCAACCAUCCCCCGUUGAUAACGAUGUUUUCAUCGCCGGGCUCAAUGAUGGUCUACUUAUAAUGUUUUCGAUAAAAAAAAUGACCAUUUUGCACUCGAUGCGUGGCCAUGACCGAGAAAUAGUGUCAAUCGACUGCAUGAGUGUACCCGUACUAAAGAGAACGGGAUGGAGAAGUAAAGGAAAAGGCAAUGCCAAUACCAAUGUGGCCGCCACCGGAAGUGGCAAGAAAGAGGACGUGAAACGGCCUGUUAAAAAAGCGCGCAAAAAGGCCUGCGCUCCGGAGGCGGACUCGUCGGAUUUUCUCAACAUAUACGACUUCAAUGAGAGUCAGGAAGAAUUCGGUACCAUUAUCGAUCAUAAAAGCAAAGACGAUUCGCAUGAUAGGAUUCGCGAGAAGACAAAAACGGUAGAGGGAUUCAACUUUUUGGAAGCGUGUGAGAAUCUUAAAGAGGACAUUCUAAAAGCUGCGAAUCGUAGAGACGAUGAUGAAAGCGACGAAGAUGCAGAAAACCUCGAGCAGUCCGGUAUAAAUCAGGAAGCAUUUAAUACGGAUGACGAAAAUGAUCUGGAUGAUUGCGAAAAACUGCGCGACUACAUUGUUGUUAAUAAUGAAGAUGAACACGAUCCGGAUACCGUGGACGAGAGUUUAACUGAAGCGUUCGUAGAGCAAGAACGUAAGCUUAUACUGGUUACUGGCAGCCGCGAAAAAGCUAUUUGGUUUUGGGACUACGAAACUGGUUUGCCGAUUGACAAAGUCUAUGUACCUUCGGAUGCAAGUGCUCGACUCUGUAAUACCAUAUUUACGAACGCAGUAUGGCUCGACGAAUCCCGUGUCGUCGCAAACACCUCUGCCGGCCAUGUGAUUGAUUGGAAAGUGGAGAUAACGCAUAACGACAGCGGGCUCCAUUUAACUGCAGAAAUGGGAUUGGUUCCGUAUCCUGUUGAGAAAAUUUUUCAUGUUAUUCGUGCCAAGGGCGUUAGGAAAACGGACAGCAACGGGCGAUAUUUGUGGUGCUCUUCGUUAAAUCGAAAAUUGAUAUGUUUGGAGGUGACGGAAAGCGGAAUACCUAACGAGGUUGUGAAUUAUGGCUGUAUAAUUCCCUCAAAUCGAUAUAUCCUUGAAAAUCCGCUCGAAUCUAUGGUUAUUGCCUUAGCAUGCUCGGCUCCAAGGAUCGAAACAAUAAAUUUGGCUAAUUUACAUCACGAUAACAUUUCCUUUAAAUCCAUAACGUACAAAAUUGGUUGCGAAGUUAUGGUGUUGGACUGGCAUCCGGAAGAAGAAGAAAAGUUGGCUUUUGCUACAAAAGAAGGAAGAAUCGGUGUAGUAAAUACAAGAAGUCCGACCAAUGUCCCAAUACUAUUGAAAUCCUUUACGAACAAAGAAGUUUAUGCUUUGAAGUGGUGUUAUUUAACCGACGAGAAGCAACAGCGAAGGCUUGUGCUAUUUGCUUCAGGAAAGACCGUUCUUGUGUACUAUCAUUUCUCGGGUGUGCAGAAAUACGAACCUAUUAAAUGUUUGCAGUUUGGUCAUGUAUCAAAUAUAUCUGUGGCCAACAAUUUAUGUUUCAUCGGAACGCAAGAUGGUACUGUUUUCAUCAACGAUUUGGAUCACAACCUUAGUCAGAUUUACAAGGGGAAAAUAGCCAAACGUUAUAUUAGCGCGCUGGAGUACAAGCAGAGCUAUUUGGCGGUCGGAUCGAAUGAAAAUAGUAUUCGUGUUAUCAAUUUUUCUGAUGGGUUUGAUGACAUAAUAGAGAGAGAAAUUAUCGUGCUCGAAGGCCACACGGACGGUAUAUGCGAUUUUAGGUGGAAUCGCGGAGAAUCUAUGCGCUUAGUGAGCUGCAGCUUUGAUGGAUCCGUUCGUGUAUGGGAUGCGUUAUUGGGCACAUGCUUAAAGAUUUAUCAAUCACGAAUUUUUACGUUCAGCGCAAUAUUUUCACCAUUGGAUGACAACAUAAUAUUGUUCGUAGGUAAAGGAAGCUCGUUGUGUAGUUUCGAUUACACUAAGGAUCACGUGGAACCGCCCAAAGAACCAAACACAAAAAUAAAAUUUGCAGUAGAAGAAGAAAAGCGAUCAAAAGCUCACGAUGUCAAUAAGAAAAAGCAGCUCUGUCCUUCAGCGUCGUCAAACAGAAACACAAUCUUGGAAACUCCAGACAAUGUAAACGUUGAAUGUAGCCCAGAAGCCAUCUAUCAUUUGGCUGAAAAAGUGAAGAAAGUAUCGUUGAAUGAAACUAACGGUCCACACUCGUUCGCAAGUCUUUCGACAACAUUCCCGCUGACGCAUCGAGAAACGAACAAAAUAAAAGAUGUAUUGCAAUGCAUUGUUAAGCUGCUGCACACGGUUGAACCAGAGCCUGAGCCGAUUGAACUUGAGGGUGCGGAACAUGCUAGUGAUGAUGAGUCAUUGGAUGGUAAAUCAAACGCUGAUCCCAAAUCAAACGCAGUUGAAUCAGGCCAGCUGCUAAAAUUAGCACCUAGUGCAGAACCCUCCAAUCGUGGAUUCCAAGAGGAUGACGAAAAACUGUUCUACAACGAAAAAUUGUUCUCGACUGAAGAAAAAUUAAAACAACUCAUAGAAGAAGAAGCUAAUCUCCAGAUUUUUACUGAUACGUCGUCGAUUGGAUUAAUAGUAUUACCUCAAUUGUUACACAAAUUAAAGGAAACCCUUUUGCGGAAUGUCAGCAAGAGAAAGUUAACUCCACAAAUGUUGGCGUUAGCGCCGUAUGUGUCUCAUACGUUCUGGCGUCAAUGUUGCCAAGCGUAUGCCUAUCAGUUAAUUGAGAAUGGACAAUCAUUGGCUGCUGUACCAUAUUUGCUAGCCAGCCAUAAGGUGGACGCGACCAUUGAAGAACUUUGCGAGGCAAAAUAUUUCCGCGAGGCAUGGGUCAUUUGUCGGUUGCAGAAAAUGCCAGAUGAUCCGGUUCUGGAAAAAGUUGCCUCCCAAUGGGCGUCCUAUUUGGAUGGCGUUGGGAAUUUUGAAGCGGCAGCACUAGUUUGGACUGGCGUGAAAAAGUACGAAAAAGCCAUAUCCGCUCUGUCCAAGCGCCUAGAAAUAACAGAUGAUAUUCAACGUGCUAUUGGUGAACUUACCAUUAAACUGCAGGAGACAUGUUCCGAGAAACAAACGUGA